Linum tenue is the source of this 645-nucleotide messenger RNA. NCBI's taxonomy places the organism in Eukaryota, Viridiplantae, Streptophyta, Magnoliopsida, Malpighiales, Linaceae. The record is from the annotation of a GenBank genome assembly.
AUGGAAGCUGCGAAAGUGAUUGCAAAAGAUCUUGGGUUCUUUUUGACACAUUCAUCAACCAAAUCAAAUGAUGGCGAGAUGUACUCCCGAAUAUAUCUUCACUGCCAUCGUGGAUAUAAGAACAAUACAAAUGUCCCAGAUCCGGAUAAGAAAGGACGAUCCAACACAAAGUCACUUAAAGAUGGUUGUCGUUUUCGAGUGAGACUGGUGGGACUCCCGGAGGAUAAGACUUGGAUGAUUGAUGGUGUGAAGGACAAUCACAAUCCGGGACAAUUUUGUGGGUUUCACAACCAUGCAUUAGAGCUUUAUCCCGAAGGCCACACUCAGAGGAAUGCUUUUACUAAUGAAGAGCUAAAGGAUAUGAAGGAGAUGGAAUGGGCACGUGUUGCUCCUCGAAAAAUGAUGCAAACUAUCAACCAAAAGUAUGGUACUCACCAUAACAAACGACAAUUUUACAACAUGACAGCAAAUAUAAGGAUUGAGAGAUUGAGUGGCAUGACCCCUUCGGAUUGGACGUUACACCAUGCGAGAGAGAUGGGGUACUACAUUGGCUACAAGCGUGAUGAUGGUCACCCUCGACGGCUCUACCUCCUUCAACUUCUUCUUUCCUCUUGUAUCCACCAUUUUCUACCUAUUAAAAUUUGA